Molecule: messenger RNA, 1883 nt
Organism: Loxodonta africana (African savanna elephant)
Lineage: Eukaryota; Metazoa; Chordata; Mammalia; Proboscidea; Elephantidae
Gene: TMEM139
Product: transmembrane protein 139
Exons: 2
Coding region: 799-1431 (210 amino acids)
Source: RefSeq, a predicted model, not a curated record
UGGCUGAUGGGUUCGAACCACUGACUUUUCGGUUAGUAGCCGAGCUCUUUAACCACCGCGCCCCCAGGGCUCCUUAGAAGCCCUGGCAGGAAGGCUGAAAUCUGGUUUUGCUGACAUGGGCUGGCAGAGGGUGGGUGCCCUGGCAGACGUGGGGCGCUGAGGAAGGCAGGCAUUAUCUGGGCCUCUGUCCACUGCCCCAAGGUUUUGUCUGAAGAUCCUGGCUCAUGUAGCUAGGGCCUUGUGACUCUGCAGUGUCCACGUACACUUUUCCCAUCCCCUGGAGCAGGGGCUGACAGCAGAGGAAUGGGAAGACAUGGGCUCAGGCAGGUGAGUGGAGCUCUUCCCAUGGGCUCAGUCUGAGGACCUGUGUCUGGGGAAGUGGAUGAGGUCCAGGCCCAGCAGUCAGGAAAACAACCCCAUCAUCUGGAUUCCAGACAUGCCGGUGUGCACUGAGGCCUGGGGCGCCCGGACUGGGCCCGGGUGACAUGAGGGCUGCAGCCGGAAGGCCCACCACAGGGAAGAGGAAACAGGCAGUGGGCAGGGCCAGGGUGCUGGAAACUGUGGGUGCUGGGAGCCAGAACUCCUGGGGCACCUUUCUGGCUGUGCUAUCAGACCCAAGACCAUGGGACAACAGUGUGGUUCUUGAGGCGACCACCAAGCUGGGCGGAACCCCAGCGAGCAUUUACUCUGGCCAUCAAUUGACUGGAGAAUGGAGACUCUGAAACUCAGAGCAAGGGCCAGGCCUGGACAACUCAGGGUCUGCAGACAGCUGUGUGUCUUUUGCAGGAGCCGGGGGCCAUGGUGCCCAGCCAGCAAUGGGGGCGCCUGAAGAAGCCGCUCUUCUUCCUGGGCUGCACCUCCAUCCUCCUGGGGCUACUGCUGCUGGGCAGCAAACAGCCGAACAUCGUCCCCCUGGCUUACUUCUUUUUCACGUUGGGGGGCUCCUCCUUGUUUGUCUGCCUCCUUGCCUGCUUGCUGGAGUGGGGAUUCCAGCAAGGGCAGGCUGAGAGCCCGGGGGCCUCAGACAGUGCGCGGGACAAUGAAGCCUUUGAGGUGCCAACCUACCAGGUGGCCGUAGCGAUGGAACCACAGCGCUAUCCCCAGCAGCCUGACGACCCGCCGCCCUACAGCAGCGUGAUCCCUGUGGGACACGAGGAGGGCGAGCUGAGUCAUCCAGAGGAGCCCAAUAGAGCUAGACUGCAGAGGCGAGGGGGCUCAGAGGGGUCCGUGACCCAGGGAGGAAAGCCCAGAAGGGUUCCAGGAAGGGUCCGGCUUCGGGGACCGCGGGCCGUGUCCACUGAGCCUGACCUGCAGAGUUUGCGGAUGGCCCCCAAACUGGAGCCUAUUACCCCACCUCCUGCUUACGAGGUCAGCCUUGGCAACCCGGACGAUGACAGUGUUUUCUACAAGGACGACUGGACACCUCCCUAAACCGCUCUGGCAGGAUGUGCCGUUCCCCGCUCCGGACCCACUCCGCCCUUUGACCAACAUUCCCAGCGCCUCCUGUCAGCACUGUGCCCCUGGCCACCACGAAGGGCAGGCUGCGUGCGCUCCCGCGGAGCUGUGGGUGGCGUCCUUCGUCCGAGUCUUCCAGAGACCGUACCCCGAUCAAGCAGCUCCAGAGUUAGAGUGAGGGUGAGGUGGGGAAGGACCCAGAGACGCUGGAAAGACAGGAACCGCUGCUGGGUCACCUGGUCCUCCAGCCUCCUGAGCUGCCAGGGGGCUCCUGGGGUCAGAGGCGCCGGUAACUCGCCCAAGGCGCCCUGCUAGUAAACUGCGCCAGGACUCGCUCGCUGGUUUCCACUUCGGGCCGCCGUGGCGCACCUGGCGCCGGGUCUCGGGGCCGAGGACUGCACGCAGGCUGCGCGGGGCCGUGCGCGUGC